Melanotaenia boesemani (Boeseman's rainbowfish) is the source of this 2608-nucleotide messenger RNA. It is a transcript of the gene tmem151bb, whose product is annotated as transmembrane protein 151Bb. The coding region runs from base 448 to 1938 and encodes 496 amino acids. The record is from RefSeq and is a predicted model, not a curated record. The transcript has 2 exons. Lineage: Eukaryota; Metazoa; Chordata; Actinopteri; Atheriniformes; Melanotaeniidae.
AAGCCACAGAUUUAUGAAACAACAUCUUACCUGCCUCGGUCAGCACCAUGGACAGCGACCCCGCGAGCUCUCUCCACCAGACCUCCCUCACCUCCAGCUCACGGACAGAUCCGCAGCGGGCCCUGAGGGGCAGGGCAUGAUCAUCCAGUAAUGACGACCAGCUAAAACAGCUCUAUCUACCACCAUGCUGCAGCACUGACAUUCAAAGCGAGGCGUGCAGGAUGCGGGCUUUCCUGUAGAAACACCGCCGCGCAGCCUGCGGAAUGAUCCCAUUUUUCUGGGUUUCGUCGACUCGCCUAAAAAGAAAAACAAUGAAAUGACAGCAGCUGUAAUGCGGUAGCUCGUCUCGGAUGAGAGACGCUGCAGAAGCAGAGCAAGGUAGUGAAAGCUCUUCAUCUUCUUCCCACUCCACGCCCUGUCAUUAUUUAUCAAUAGCAGCCCGGCACCAUGUCUCCUCCAGCAUCGGCGGCGGCGACGGCCAGCGAAAGCAGCACGACCACCGUCUUCGAGGAGGACACCAGAGAGGAGCAAAGACCCCUGAAGCAAUCUCUGAGCAAGUCAUUAUGUCGGGAGAGUUUUUGGAAAUGCCUGGUCUUGUCCAUUCUCAUGUAUGGCUGCAUGGGAGCGAUGGUUUGGUGUCACGUUACCAAGGUGACCCGCCUUACCUUUGACAGUGCCUUCAAAGGGAAAUCCAUGAUGUACCACGACAGCCCAUGCUCUGAUGGCUACAUCUAUAUCCCCUUGGCCCUACUGGGCAUGCUCUACCUGGUCUAUCUUGUGGAGUGCUGGCAUUGUCACGUGAAGAAUGAGCUGCAGCACAAAGUGGACGUGGAGGGCAUCUACGAGCGUAUCCAGAGGAUGCAGCAGGCUAAACCCUGUAUCUGGUGGAAGGCCAUCAGUUACCACUAUGUUCGGCGAACUCGACAGGUCACACGCUACCGCAAUGGAGAUGCUUACACCAGCACCCAGGUUUAUCAUGAGCGUGUCAACACCCAUGUGGCAGAGGCUGAAUUUGAUCAUAGUCACUGCGGUGUUAAAGAUGUUUCCAAACAGCUGCUGGGGUUGGAGAAGUGUCCUCUUACAAAGAUGCGGUUUACAAAGUGCUUUAGUUUUGCCAAUGUGGAAUCAGAGAAUUCUUACCUCACACAGAGAGCCAGGUUUUUCACUGACAAUGAGGGCCUUGAUGACUACAUGGAAGCCAGAGAGGGCAUGCACCUGAAAAACAUUGACCUGAAGGAGUACGUAAUGGUGCUUUCUGACCCAGAGCACCAUCCCUGGUAUCUGUCCCACUACGUCUUCUGGUUUGCAUCAUUCCUCACUUUCUCCUGGCCUCUCAGAGUCUUCACUGAAUAUCGCACUGCAUAUGUUCACUAUCGUGUCGAGAAGCUUUUUGGACAUGAUUACCUCCCCGUGACACCAUGUGAUGACCGGCCAUAUUGGCGUCGUAUUCCUCGUGUUAACACCAUUGACAGCACAGAACUGGAGUGGCACAUUCGCUCCAACCAGCAGCUGGUUCCCAGUUAUUCGGAAGCUGGUCUGAUGGAUUUGGCCCAGUGCCCAUCCAGCUUUAGUGGUAUUCGUCAGAAUUGUGAACGCUGCCACAGAGCGAUAAGCUGCUCCUCGGUGUUCUCCAGGAGCGCCCUCAGCAUCUGUACAGGCACCAGCUCCCGCAUCCCCUUCAGCGGCAGCCGGUUCUCCUUGGCGCGGCGCUACGGCUCCCAGCGCAGCUGCUUCUGGAGGAGCGGCAGCUUGGAUGACCAGGAGAGUCCCAGCGAAAACACCCGCUGUCUGUCAGAGCGCCUCACCACAGACGAAGAGGGGCCACCAGACUACGAUGAUGCUCUUUGCUACCCUGUGCUCAUUGUCCACUGCAGUGAGAACUGCCACAAUCACAGAUCCUUCCACAGAAACGGCUCCUGUGUGGAGACUUCUUUAUGAAACAGUGGGACCUCCGUAGCAUGCAAACACUUUAGACAUCAGAAAGAGCAAGUAAACAAGCCUGUAUGGGAGCCCGUUCCAGCCAGUUGUAAAUUAAAUUAAUAAAUAAAUUUAAAUUGAUUAUCUCAUGAUGAUGAGAUUUAAAGUAAUAAGACUCAAAGGCAUGAUUAUGAGAUUCAAAGUAAUUAUGAGCUGAAAAGUCAUUAUUAUGAGAUACAAGUCAAUAUGAUAAGAUUUAAAGUUAUAAAAUAAUCAUUGAUUUUGACUUUCAUCUUGUAAUAAGUUUUUUUUUAUCUCACAAUAAUGACCUUUUAUCUGUGAGUUUAUCUAAUAAUGACUUUCUAUAUCGUAAGAUUUUUUUAAACUCACGAUAACUUUAUCUCAUCAUUUUAACUUUAAAUCUAAAUAUUGUGACUUUAAAUCUCAUUAUUAGGAGAUACUUUGUCAAUAUUUUUAAUUUAAGUGGUGGAUGGGUUUCCAUAAGUCUGAAAGUCAGACACACGGAUUCAUGUUGUAGUGUUAAACUAUGAGAAACAACUGCCUGAAAUCUGAAUGUGUGAAUCACCAAAGCAAUAACAGCAGAUAGUGUGUGCAGAACAAUGUGACAGAAGUUUGUGAACACACAGACAAACUGUCCGGCUUCUAGUAAAAAAACAAAACAAAACAAAAA